UGCACACACCUGACCGAGUCCUCUUCGUCCUCCGCCCUCCCCCCGGCCGCCCUCCGUCUCCAAAACACUUCGCAUGGCGACCAAGCGCAUCGCCAGCCAAGUGCACAAGCAGGCCUCGCGCCUCAUCCGCGAGGGCUACAUCCAGCGCGAGCCCGCCUGGUACCGCGCCGUGCUCGACAACCCGCCGCUCCCGCUGCCCGCGCGCGAGCCGCCGUCGCGCACGCACUUCGACACGCCCGACGCCAUCGCGCUCACGCGCCCCGCGCACGCCGCGACGAUCAGCCCGCUGCCGGUGCAGUACGUCGAGGACCAGGUCCGCAAGCAGUUCUUCCGCGACCACCCGUUCGAGGCGUUCCGCGAGAAGUCGCUCGUCGAGAAUGAGAAGGUCGAGAGCGAGCACUCUGUAAGGGGGAAGGAGUGGAAGAGGUUGAAGCAGAGGGGGCGGAAUCCGUCGCCGGAGGAUGCUAUCCGCUAUGCGGUGAACCUCUAUGAACACCAAAAUGUGAACCUGUCCGACGCGUAUGCGUCCGCCGUCGCCCAGUUCCGGUCACUACGCUCCGAAGUCACCAUCGCCCGCCAGGUCGCGCUCGCCGAGGCUGAGGCGCUCGGCGUAGAAUUCGGGCCCUCGCAGACGGAGAUUACGUUCCGGAAGGAGAGCAAGGCGUUCGAGACCUUCCAGGACACCACCGAGCAGACACGUACCGCGGAGACGGAGCGCAAGCGCUGGAAGGCCGUUGUCGAGCGCGAGGGCCGGCCAGACCACUGGACGAAGGGACAGGAGUACACGCGGUUGUGGAAAGAGGGUGUCCGGCCAGUAUAUGCGCCGGUCUUUUCCGAGGCUGAGGCUGCCCCGAAGCCUGAGUUGACACCAGAGCAGAUCGCAGCACGGCUUUCCGCCCAGGCGGAUUUCCUGGCUGUAACCGGUAAGGCAUAGGGCAGGGGCUCGGCGCACUCUCCUAGUCUCGGUUGCUUGAUACUUUACAUAUGGAAUAAUUUGACGUUACCUGUCGCACACCUCAUUCGACAGUACGG
Molecule: messenger RNA, 1032 nt
Organism: Trametes versicolor FP-101664 SS1
Lineage: Eukaryota; Fungi; Basidiomycota; Agaricomycetes; Polyporales; Polyporaceae
Product: mitochondrial 37S ribosomal protein RSM25
Exons: 2
Coding region: 74-934 (286 amino acids)
Cellular component (GO): mitochondrial small ribosomal subunit
Molecular function (GO): structural constituent of ribosome
Source: RefSeq, a predicted model, not a curated record